AUGAUACUUGAGCUACACAUCAGUAGCGUAGCCAGCCAAUCACCUUUAUUCCUCGUUCUACGUGGGAAUGCAGCGUUUCCGAAAAUUCUCGACAACCGUGUCCAAAUGCUCUUGAGUCUUGACGACCCGAACGCAAUGUCGAACCUUCUUCAAACUCCAGCCCAUGCAGGUGCAGUUCCUUUUUCGCGACCCCCGACUCCUGGAGUCCACCCUCUUCAAAUCGGCUUCUGUGGCCUUGGGGCCAUGGGCUAUUUCAUGGCCCGCAAUCUAGCUACAUCCUUUAAAUCUCAACUCCCGCCUCUCCUCGUGUACAACAGGACUGUGGAAAAGUCCCAGAAGCUCCUCGCAGAACUUGGCGAAUCCGCCGUCAAAGUCGCCGAUACUCUCGGCCAGCUGGCUACGGAGUGCGAUGUUAUCUUCACUUGUCUCGUGAAUGAUGCUGUGGUAACGAGCGUCUACAACGAGUUUGCAAAGGCUCUCGCCCAAACGCCUCCAUCCAAGGUCAAAAUCUUUGUUGAAAUGAGCACAAAUUACCCUGCGCUGGCUGGCGAUCUUGACAGACUGCUGUCAAGCUUUCCACAUACCAAGUUCAUCACUUCACCUAUCUUUGGGCCUCCCCCGGCGGCAGACAAGGCCACGCUUGUUAUUGCCAUGAGCGGAGAUUACCGAUCCAAGAAGGAAGUUGCGUUCCUCCUUGUUCCCGCAGUGGGCCGCAAGGUUAUUGACCUCGGAGGGAAUGUAGAAAAAGCUUCGACAUUAAAGUUGAUCGGUAAUGGUAAUCUCGUCGCUGCCUUGGACCUCCUCGCCGAAACCCUGACACUUGGAGAAAAGUCUGGCAUUGGACAGCAGACUGUUUAUGAUUUGAUUGCAGAUAUCAUGCCAGCACCAGGUCUGCUAGCCUAUGGCAAUAAGAUGGUUAACGACUUGUUUGACGGCUCCGUAGGCUUUGCUAUGGAUGGCGGAAUCAAAGACUCUACUCACGUCCUUCGGCUGUCCUCGGAACUGAACUGCCCGAUGCCUGCAGUUGCUAAUGCACAUUGUAGCAUGAUCACCACACGGGCGAUACACCAGGCACAGGUUGUCUCAGGGACACAGCAGUGGGAUAUCAUAGAUGAGAGCGCAUUGAUUGCGAGCAGCCGAGUUGCUGCUGGAUUGGAUCCAUUUGACAGCAAGAAGGAAUUGUACGAGAAGACUAAGGAAUCACUGUCACAACUGUUUUGCCUGCGUAAACGCAAAUCGCAGCACAAGAAACUUCAGAAGUACAGGAACGCUCUUCCUUACGAGCUCGUGGAGAAAAUCAUCGUAGAUGCAUGGUGCUCCAUUGACGACGCUUCCGCUAGAUGGCAUUUCUUUCGCGUCAUCUCGAUCUUGUCCAAGGUUUGGCGCGACGUGCUCUACGAGGUAGUGUUGCGCUAUGCCUUCAUCGAGACAAUGGUCGAUUUUGUCGCGUAUGAGAGACUCCUCUCGCGUCAUGAGCCAUGCGCUCGAUACGUCUCCAUCGUGCUAAACGCUGUGGAACACAAGCGAUUUCGUGUUGAUGAGAUUGCAAAACAUGUCCCAGAGGCGCGAUUCAUGUGUCUUGCGAUCACAAUGGAUAGGCGGUACUAUUUCGACGCGAUCCUCCAAAAUCUCCUUGUAAAGACGGAAUCCCUCACGCACCUCCGUAUUUGUUGGCCUCCACUCCGCGAUUCUUUUGCAUGCCCCCUUUCUAGCGUCGUCAUUAGCUCAGUGACGCAUUUGCAUAUAGCGCGCCAUCCAUCAGCAUCACUUGGUUCUAUCCUUGCGUCUUUCCCGAACGUAACUCACCUUCGCUUGGGCACACCGUGUUUCCUGAAGAACCUUGUCCCAUAUAUGUCCACAGUUCGAGUUCUUAUCCUCGAUGCCCCACCACAGUACAGCGUGCAUACGGCAGGAUCUCAAGCUCCGGCUCUCAUCUUCCCAAAUUCGGUCCCACUUUGGAAUGUUUGCGACGCACUUGAGCAUGGCUUGCUGAAAUCUGCUGCCAGCUACCCAGGCCGGAUCAUCAUGAAUGCAGGAAAGUCAGACGCGGACAAGUCCAUGAUUACAGACAUUGUCCUGAGCUGCCAGAAGCAUGGGGUGGCUUUUGAAUGCAGACGAAUAUAUCCGCCAUUAUGGCAGCCCGGUCUUUUGGACUCCAGGCGUUGGGACCAUGAUGCAUGGAGCUGA
Messenger RNA from Suillus clintonianus, 2187 nucleotides. RefSeq lists its product as uncharacterized. Bases 1 to 2187 code for a protein of 728 amino acids. Gene Ontology annotation, molecular function: oxidoreductase activity, acting on the CH-OH group of donors, NAD or NADP as acceptor; NADP binding. The record is from RefSeq and is a predicted model, not a curated record. Lineage: Eukaryota; Fungi; Basidiomycota; Agaricomycetes; Boletales; Suillaceae. The transcript has 13 exons.